AGGACUUGUAUAACAGUAAAGGGUGGGACCAGAGCCAACACAUUUCACAAUAAUCAGGUCACAUUUUCUCUAGAACAUUCGGGAAAACAGAAUGGACCUUGUCAAACAUACUGGUGGAUGCCACUGUGGAGCUGUUAGAUUUGAAGUUUUAAGUUCCCCAGACCUCCAUGUGUUUCACUGCAAUUGUAGCAUUUGCACCAAGAAACAAAACCAUCAUUUCAUCAUCCCUAAAAGUAACUUUAUACUUUUGCAGGGGUCAGAUAAUUUGACAACGUACACUUUUAACACACAUGUGGCUAAACACACUUUCUGUAAAACCUGUGGAGUUCAAAGUUUCUACAGUCCUCGCUCUAACCCUGAUGGUUUUGGUAUCGCCCCUCACUGCUUGGACCCAGGUUCAGUAAGAAGUGUUACUGUUGAAAACUUCUGUGGUGCCCAAUGGGAAGAAAGCAUGCAAGCUCAUAAAAGUAUUCGCAACAUGUCGAAACCCGUAAAUGACACAGACACAGAAUAA
Messenger RNA from Periophthalmus magnuspinnatus, 514 nucleotides. It is a transcript of the gene cenpv, whose product is annotated as centromere protein V. The transcript has 5 exons. NCBI's taxonomy places the organism in Eukaryota, Metazoa, Chordata, Actinopteri, Gobiiformes, Gobiidae. The record is from RefSeq and is a predicted model, not a curated record. Gene Ontology annotation, molecular function: carbon-sulfur lyase activity. The coding region runs from base 92 to 514 and encodes 140 amino acids.